This is a messenger RNA of Ipomoea triloba (trilobed morning glory), 1579 nucleotides long. RefSeq names its product putative ALA-interacting subunit 2. The record is from RefSeq and is a predicted model, not a curated record. The coding region runs from base 267 to 1289 and encodes 340 amino acids. Lineage: Eukaryota; Viridiplantae; Streptophyta; Magnoliopsida; Solanales; Convolvulaceae. Gene Ontology annotation, cellular component: Golgi apparatus; plasma membrane; endoplasmic reticulum. The transcript has 9 exons.
GAAACCCCUGCAGAAGCAAUCGUUCUUUUGCAUUUGACGUUGAACCUCUGCGGUGGAAGUGUAUACAGAUGAUCCGUGUGUUUAUAUGAAUACAAACAGUGCAGAGUGCUUUUCCUCAAUCAGAAGCAAUCGCUCUUUUGAAAUUCCAUACUUGAACCCUUGUUCGCCCCAUCUUCCGAAUCUCAAAUCGCAUUUCUUACGAAUCGUUACAAUUUCAUUUCAGUUUCUGAAGUUUUUUUCAGGUAAUUUUUUUUGUAUUCCCUUGAAUGGAGCAGGAGAGACCAAGUAGUUCCUCGGCAGUUGCUCGACGAGGCUGGAGAAAAGCUCUGUACCAGUUUACUCAACAAGAUCUCCCAGCCUGUAAACCUGUUCUAACACCAAAAUGGGUCAUUUCAACAUUUUUCAUCACAGGAAUUAUCUUUAUUCCCAUGGGGUUUCUCUUUCUUCACGCUUCACGGAGUGUUGUUGAGAUAGUGGACAGAUAUGAUACUGAGUGUAUACCUGUACCAUUUAGAAAUACUAAAGCAGCAUAUAUCGUAGAUGACUCAGUUCCCAAAAAUUGUACCCGGUACUUAAAGGUGCCUAAGCACAUGAAGGCUCCAAUUUACAUUUAUUAUCAGCUUGAUAACUACUACCAAAACCACAGAAGGUAUGUAAAAAGCAGAAGUGAUCAACAGCUGUUACAUGGAUUGAGAUAUAACACUACAGGCUCUUGCAAACCUGAGGACACAAAUAAUGGUCUACCAAUUGUUCCUUGUGGUCUGAUUGCAUGGAGCUUGUUUAAUGACACAUAUAACUUUUCCCGUGGGGUUGAUGAAUUAAAAGUUAACAGAAAGAACAUUGCAUGGAGGAGUGACCGUGAUCACAAAUUUGGGAAGCAUGUGUAUCCAUUUAACUUUCAGAAUGGGUCUUUAAUUGGUGGUGCGAAGUUAGAUCCCAGCAUUCCUCUAAGUGAUCAGGAGGAUCUUAUUGUAUGGAUGAGAACUGCUGCCCUCCCGACCUUCCGAAAGUUAUAUGGAAGGAUUGAAGAAGAUUUAGAUGCAGGUGAUGUAAUAGUUGUGAAGCUUGUGAACAACUAUAAUACUUACAGUUUUGGUGGACGGAAGAAACUUGUUCUUUCAACAUCUAACUGGUUGGGAGGCCAGAAUAACUUCCUUGGGAUGGCCUAUAUUUGUGUUGGCACUUCAUUUAUCUUCGUCGCAUGUGUUUUUAUACUGCUUCAUCUGAAAAUUUCAAGACCUUAUGGAGAAACAAACUUAUCUCGGAACUGGAAGGGCGGGCCAAAUUGAAAGGUGACAUUGCAGUAGCGUGGUAUAGUUGAAGCUCUGAAGUACAGAGUUAAGUUUACCUUCUUUUUUUUUUUUCUUUUGUCAGAUUCUGAAGUUCAAAACAACAGAUUUAACCUUGUAAUAAGUCCAUAAUAUGUAUUAUGUAAUAGGUCCUAGGUUCAACCAUUUUGGCUAAUUCAUGUUGAUUCCCAAUCCCAUUAUCAAUAGGUUGUUUGUACUUGUUCAUGAUGUUCUGUAUAAAUACAUUAUUAUAUAUUGUAUUGAAUACAACUUGAUGUAGUUGUUUGUUA